ACAAUUUCUACCAUUUUUCGCUCAUUGUAGCAUGAAGCUCAUCACUGUCGUCGUUACCAUUUUUUCUUUUUAAUAAUUAUAAAAUAAGAAUAUCUACUUCUUCGUACGUUCUGUAUUACCAAUCCAUUGUAGGUGCUACAAUAUCUUUUCAAGAAUAUUUCACAUUAUAAUGUUGGUAGUAAAUUCAAUUCAAAAUUGUACAAACAACGUUGAUUUCCAUUUUUCAAACAACGCAAAAUAAUCGACAAUAUCAUAGGGGCUAAUAAAAAAUGGAUAUUUCGAAUGUUACAUAUGAAAGAAAAAAAGGUGCAAUUGUAUAUGUUUCUUUACCUCAGAUAAAUGAGUUAUGUUGUACAAUUUGCAAACUUGACUUUAUCGAAGUACAUGAAUCAUCCACAAAAACAAAUUUUCACUGGACAACAAUGAAAUGCCGAUUACUUAUUUAUUUAGUUACUGAUGUAAUUGCGUCGCCAAUAUCAGGUACGGAAAAAUAUAUAUUCGUAAUUACACGUAAAGCUGUUCAUGAAAGUGGAAAAUUAGAGAAAAUUUUAAGAUACUUGAAACUAGUGUAUCAAGGACAACGUCCAAUUACUACGGAAAUUUAUAAAACCUGCUUUUUAUAUACUAUACAGACUAAGAUAGCACCACUAUGGAAUAAAGUUGGUCAAUAUUUUCUUCAAGGGAAACAAUUUUUCACUUCUGUGGAACCAAUUUCGGCAUUAAAAAUAGAUAUUCUUUUUCAAGAGAAGGACAUAUGUUUACUGCUUCAUACAGAAAGUGUUAAUAUACCAUUUGUAAAGCUUGAAGAUUUUGUUCCAUCGUCUGUGCUAUCCCACUUUUUAGCAGAUCCUAAAGGAUAUAUUGACUUAUCUCACUAUGAUUCUCCAUUUGUAUACGUUUUACCAAGUACAAAAAGAGGCAGAGUAUUAUCUGUAUUUAAAGAAUUUCCGAUGUGUACCUUUAAAGAUUAUGACCAAAUGCGAAGACACUGGAAAAAUAUGUAUGGAUAUUCUUUACCAAAGAACAAAGAUGGAAUUUUCUAUCUUGAAAUUAAAUUUCCUGUACCAAAAUCACAUAGUUUCAUUUAUCCAAAUAUAUGUGUCGCAUCUGAUCCAUUAAAUAUUAUUCCAAAUAAAAAUGAAGAAUAUACAAUCAAUAGAUUCGUAUUUGAUGUGCUUAGAAAAUUACCCACAAUUUGUGAUACAGAAUUAAAAUUAUCCAAGCAUACUUUUCACAACAAGAAAACGGUACCUACAAAUAUAAUAUCCAACGCAUUGUCACAAAACAAACAGUUAAUUACACCUCUUAAGAGAAAAUAUGAUUCCACCUCGACUGUACCAUUGGAAUUUCCUACAAAUUAUGUAAACGAAUUAGAAGGAAAUGCGGAAAUUACAUCUGAACCAUUAAAAACUCAAUUAGAUGAAAUUCAUACUAUCCACAAUACAUUGCAAUGUAAUGCAAAUAGGGCAGACUUUAACAAUAAGAACAUUGAACAUAAUGAAAGUGGAUGUUUAGCUGUAAACAUUAUAGAAACACAAAUUACAAAAGAAGAUUGCAAUGAAGCAGGAAUAUCAAGAAAUUCAAAUGUUAAGACCGUUGCAGCCAAACAAGAAACAAUUUCUAAAUAUUUUAAAAUUUGUAAACCACUUACUAAUAAUAGUGACAAAAUCAAGCUUACAACGUACCAAAACCAGAAAGAUUUAACAUUAAAAGGAAAAUUAUUGCUAGCUAAACCUAAAGAAAAUAGUGAAAUGUAUGGGCAAGAAAUGGAUCAAUACAUAGAUGUGGAGAAAAUGGCAAAAGACCAUAAAUUGCAUCAGAUAAAAAAUAAUAUUUUGAAAUCAUUUUGUAAUUAA
Megalopta genalis is the source of this 1856-nucleotide messenger RNA. Lineage: Eukaryota; Metazoa; Arthropoda; Insecta; Hymenoptera; Halictidae. The record is from RefSeq and is a predicted model, not a curated record.